Knipowitschia caucasica is the source of this 735-nucleotide messenger RNA. The record is from the annotation of a GenBank genome assembly. NCBI's taxonomy places the organism in Eukaryota, Metazoa, Chordata, Actinopteri, Gobiiformes, Gobiidae.
AUGUCAGACUCUGCACCUGCCUGCGUCCUCGUCACCUCGUGUCAGCUCACCUCCAGAGAUCUCCCAACGCAUCCUGUCACCCAGCCGGUAUGGUCGCACUCCCCAGUCCACACGCCACCACCCAGCGUUGACAUCACUCUCCUCAGCCCACCCCUAGCGUGCCUUGACCCACCUGUGUACACUCCCGCACCUCCAUACACUUACUCCUCACAUACAGACCGUCACAUGGCCCACCGCCCUCGGAGACCCUCCCCCCGGUACCUCAUCCUCUCCCCACUCAGCCGCUACACCACUCCCGCACUACCCCUUCGAUUCCGUCACCAGACAGCCUCAUCCCCCACCUCCCAUACACCGCACCCCCCGUCACUACACCCAUCAUCCUCUCGUUCGCCUGCACAUGAAUAUACUCCCCACAAUACGCCCCUGCUGUUCUCCCUCACAUCGCCAACAACUCAGCCGCUGAUACACUCCUACCCACCCUCCCCGACACCUCGCCACCCCUCUCUCCAGGAUUCCAUCUCACACCGCUACGCUAAUCCCGCGAGACCUUUCGCCCAUCUGCACACCACUACACCCCUUACCUACCCCCCUCCACUGCACCCGGAGCCGUCACCCCGCGGGGCCGUAUCCUCACACUACGUCAAAUCGCACACUCACAUGGCACGCAUUUAUCCCCUGCUGCACCACACCAGACCCUCUCCUCCUUCCCUCACUGUACCGCAUCCUCCUAUAUAG